Molecule: messenger RNA, 816 nt
Organism: Prosopis cineraria
Lineage: Eukaryota; Viridiplantae; Streptophyta; Magnoliopsida; Fabales; Fabaceae
Product: protein trichome birefringence-like 19
Cellular component (GO): Golgi apparatus
Molecular function (GO): O-acetyltransferase activity
Source: RefSeq, a predicted model, not a curated record
AUGCCAAUAGACGUAUCAUUGACACAAGACGACUAUUUCAAGCGUUGGAAGUACCCUAACUACAACUUCACCAUGGCCACCUUCUGGACACCACACCUAGUCAAGUCCAAAGAAGCCGACUCCGGCGGUCCAACCAACUCCGGCAUCUACAACCUCUACCUCGACGAGCCUGACGACAAGUGGGCCACCCAAAUCGCCGACUUUGAUUACAUCAUUCUUAACGGCGGCCACUGGUUCAUGAGGUCCAUGGUCUUCUACGAGAAGCAAACCGUCGUCGGUUGCCACUACUGCCUCCUCCCCAACGUCCCUGACCUAACCAUGUACUACGGUUACCGGAAAGCUUUCCGGACGGCGUUCAAAACCAUCUUAAAUACGGAAAACUUCAAAGGCAUUACUUUUCUGAGAACUUUUGCACCUUCACACUUUGAAAAUGGACUGUGGAAUGAAGGUGACUGUGUGAGGAGGACGAAGCCAUUUAAGAGCAAUGAGGUACAGUUACAAGGUAUAGACUUGGAGUUUUAUAUGAUACAAAUGGAGGAGUAUAAGAUCGCCAUGAAAGAAGCUAGAAAGAAGGGUUUGAAUAUUAGGGUUUUUGAUACGACACAAGCGAUGUUGAUGAGACCUGAUGGUCAUCCAAGUAGGUAUGGGCAUAAGGCUGAAGAGAAUGUGACUUUGUAUAAUGAUUGUGUUCAUUGGUGCUGCCUGGGCCCUGACACGUGGAGUGAUAUCCUGCUUGAGAUGUUGAAGAUGGAGGGUGUUAGAUCUGCUCAAGAGAGGCUUCAUCCUAACACAAAUGAGCUAUAUAUAGAUUUUUAA